This is a messenger RNA of Alnus glutinosa, 1380 nucleotides long. RefSeq lists its product as uncharacterized. The record is from RefSeq and is a predicted model, not a curated record. The transcript has a single exon. Lineage: Eukaryota; Viridiplantae; Streptophyta; Magnoliopsida; Fagales; Betulaceae. The coding region runs from base 1 to 1380 and encodes 459 amino acids.
AUGGGCAAGCCAAAAACACUUGAUUCGUUCUUUAAGAAAAAAAAAAAUGAGAGUCACUCAGAAGUCAAUACUAAUACGCCUUUAGCAACAGAAAUUGAAGCUUUAGUGACUGAUAAACGCACCUCCAAAUGUCCAAGAUUAAUUCAGCCUGAAGAAAUGGAUGCUACCACUUUCCAACGUGAUUCAGGAUUACGUCCGCAAAUAUGGGAAUUUCCCGUAAACUUACAAGAUGAAAUGCAACGUGCUUAUAUUAAUGCUUGUCCAUGUCAACCCAUUCUUUCGGAAUAUCCAUUUUUAGGAGAGGGUAAUAAUCGUCGCCGAUUUCAAGCUUCUUGGUUCAACACAUACUCAACUUGUUUGGAGUACUCAGAAUCAAAGAAUGCCAUAUUUUGUCUUCAAUGUUAUGUUUUUGCUAAGAAAUCAACAGGUCGUCUAGGAUCAGAUGCAUUUGUUGUGAAAGGCUUUAACAAUUGGAAAAAGGCAAGUGACAAAAUGAAUAAUUCUUUAAUAGGACACGUGGGGAAAGAUCCAAAUUUACCACAUAAAAAUGCUGUGAAAUAUUGUGAGGAUCUAAUGAAUCAGUCACGGCAUAUUGACAAGUUAGUUGAAAAACAAACAUCACAAGAAAUAGAGAAUAAUCGGCUGCGGCUCAAAGCCUCAGUAGAUAGUGUUCAAUGGCUAGCAUUCCAAGCAUGUGCCUUUAGAGGUCAUGAUGAAAAGCCUGACUCAAAAAAUCAAGGUAACUUCAUUGAAUUGAUAAAGCUCCUAGCAACUUAUAAUGAUGAUGUUUCUGGACUUGUCUUGGAAAAUGCUCCAAAGAAUGAGAAAUAUACAUCACCCAAAAUUCAAAAGGAAAUUCUACAUAUCAUUGCAAAUAAAAUGUGGGAUAUGAUUCGAAAAGAAAUUAGAGAUGCCAAAUUUUGCAUUCUCAUUGAUGAAACUCAGCAUGAGUCAAAAAUGGAGCAAAUGGCUAUUAUUCUGAGGUUUGUUGAUAAAUAUAGUUUUAUAAUAGAGCGAUUCUUUCCUGUUGUGCAUGUCAAUGAUACUAUUGCAGCAAUUUUGAAAAAGAAUAUAUGUGUUAUUCUUUCUUGUUACAACCUUCAAAUUGAGAAUAUUCGAGGUCAGGGAUAUGAUGGAGGUAGUAAUAUGCGUAAUGAAUGGAAUGGGUUACAAGCUUUAUUUCUGAGGGAUUGUCCCUAUGCAUAUUAUGUGCAUUACAUGGCUCAUAAACUACAAUUAGCUUUAGUUGCAGCAUCUAGAAAAGCCAAGCAUAUUCAUCAGUUCUUUAUUCAAUUGGCUUCUAUUAUCAAUAUUGUUGGUGGUUCUUCAAAACGCCAUGAUGAAUUACAAGCUGUCAAGCUGCUGAAAUUGAAAGUUUGA